Panicum virgatum (switchgrass) is the source of this 1728-nucleotide messenger RNA. Its product is annotated as UDP-glycosyltransferase 88F5-like. The record is from RefSeq and is a predicted model, not a curated record. NCBI's taxonomy places the organism in Eukaryota, Viridiplantae, Streptophyta, Magnoliopsida, Poales, Poaceae. The transcript has a single exon. The coding region runs from base 159 to 1619 and encodes 486 amino acids. Gene Ontology annotation, molecular function: UDP-glycosyltransferase activity.
AGUGUCCACGACGACGUCAGGACCAGACUGAUCGCCAGAGGACUAGCGGUAGAACACAAGCCAGAAGCCCGGCAGCUCACACGCGUUCGGGUUCGGGUGGUGCGCAGCUAGCUUAGCUACGACUUGCAAUCGCAGCCGUCAUCUCGACGGCGUCGUCGAUGGCGAGGAAGACGGUGGUGCUGUUCCCGGGCGUCGGCGUCGGCCACCUCGCGCCGAUGCUCGAGCUCGCCAAGGCCUUCCUCCACCACGGCGGGGGCGCGGUCGACGUCGCCGUCGCGGUCAUCGAGCCGCCCGUCCUGGCGAACGGCUUCGCCGCCACCGUCGCGCGCACCGAGGCCGCCAACGCCUCCGUCGCCUUCCACUUCCUGCCCCCGCCCCCGGCGGCAACCGGUGGCGACGGCGAGCCCGAGGCCGAGCAGCAGGACAUCCUGGCACGGAUGCUCCGCUUCCUCCGCGCCACCAACGCGCCGCUCCGCGACCUUCUCCGCUCGCUGCCGUCCGUCGGGGCGCUCGUGCUCGACAUGUUCUGCGCCGACGCGCUCGACAUCGCGGCGGAGCUCGGCGUGCCCGCCUACUUCUUCUUCCCCUCGGGCGCGGCCGGCCUCGCCGUCUUCCUCGCCCUGCCCGCCAGGCGGGCCAGCAUGAGCACGAGCUUCGCGGGGCUCGGCGCCUCCGCCGUCCUGUCGUUCCCUGGCGCUCCCCCGUUCAAGGUCUCCGAGAUGGCCGAGGGGAUCUCCGACGACGGCGAGGCGUGCCAGGCCAUCCUCCGCGUCGCCGCCCGGAUGCCGGACGCCCGCGGGAUCCUCAUCAACUCCUUCGAGUCGCUGGAGCCGCGCGCGGUGCGCGCGCUCAGGGACGGGCUGUGCGUGCCGGGCCGCGCCACGCCGCCGGUCUACUGCGUCGGGCCACUCGUCUCGCCCGGCGGCGGCGACGGCGAGGAGCACGAGUGCCUUCGGUGGAUGGACGCGCAGCCCGACCGCAGCGUCGUGUUCCUGUGCUUCGGGAGCAUGGGCGCAUUCCCCCAGAGCCAGCUCGCCGAGAUCGCCGCCGGCCUGGAGAAAUCCGGGCAGCGGUUCCUCUGGGUUGUGCGGAGCUCUCCCAGCGCCGCCGGCGAGCCAUCCGACGGCGACGGCGACCUCGACGCGCUCCUGCCGGCCGGGUUCCUGGAGCGCACCAGGGACAGGGGGCUCGCCGUCGGGUCGUGGGCGCCGCAGGUGGACGUGCUGCGCCACCGCGCGGCCGGCGCGUUCGUGACGCACUGCGGGUGGAACUCGACGCUGGAGGGCGUCGCGGCGGGGCUGCCGCUGCUGUGCUGGCCGCUGUACGCUGAGCAGAAAAUGAACAAGGUGCGGAUCGUGGAGGACAUGAGGCUCGGGGUGGAGAUAGCGGCGGCGGGCGACGGCGGGGGCGCGGUGAGCGCCGAGGAGGUGGAGGCGAAGGUGAGGUGGGUGAUGGGGGACUCCGACGGCGCGCGGGCGCUCCGGGAGCGCGCGGCGGCGGCGAGGGGCCGAGCGGCCGAGGCGAUCGCGGAAGGGGGCCCGUCCGACGUGGCUUUCGUCGAGUUCCUCGGAGACUUGCUGGAGGCUUGUAAUAUAUAUAGAGACAUGGUUCCUGCUUGAAUUUAUUUCUCACUUGAUUGUAUAGUGUAUAUAUAAUAUUUCAAAAAAAAACUUUAUUGCAGUAUAAAUGGAUAUGCAGUAUUAAUGUGAAAAAAAUUAUUGUUCUCUU